GCGUUUGAAAUUGGGUGUGAUAGCAACUUAAUUAGUAUGGUCUUAAUAUUAUUACCCUGUUAAAAUGUUUAAUUCAACAAAAAAUAUUUAAUUUACAUAUUAUAGGUUCAGCAUAAUUGAAUUAUUACGAAAUAUUUUACUAUUUAGAAUAUAUCUAUUAUAUAUAUAUAUAUAUACUGCAUAAAGUAUGAAAAAAUACCAUUCCAUACAAUAUAUAUGUCUAUAUGUUAACCAAAUGCAGUUCGGUUACUUGAUACGGGUGGUAUAAAUAAGCAUUUGGUAUGCCAUCAUAAAAAAACGUCUUUCAUAGAUAUAUAUUUCUUUUAUAUAAAAUUUAAAUGUAUCUGGCAACUUUAUUCAUACAUGUGCCAUUGGCAAUAUUACAAAUAAUUUUUUGUAACAAACACGUGUGUUAGCAAAUAGCGUGGUUCAUUCACAUUCGAUAUUCGAUCGGUUUAAUUAGUAGUGUUAAAAUAAUAUUUUAAAGAUUAAAAAUGAAGCAAAGGAAAUCAAAUGUUGGAGUAAAAUCACCUUUAAACGGUGUGAAAAAUGAUAGCAUCGUGAAGAGGCAAAGAAAUAGUGAACUAAGCACUCCAGCAAAAGGAACACCAGCAAAGAACAAUCAAAAGAAACUUGGCAAAACUCCUGUUAAGGAAGUACCACCGAAGAAGGUAGAGGUGGAAGACGAAGAUGAAUCCGAGGAAGAAGAAGAUUCCGGUGCCGAUGUAGCAGAAGAUAUUGUUAUCGAAGAUGGGGAUUCUGAAGCUGAAGAUCAAGAGGACGACGACGAUGAUGAUGACGACGACGAUGAUGAUUAUGAAGAAGAUGACGACAAUGCCGGUUUGGUAGAUGACGAAGCAGAGGAAGAUGAUGAGGCUGAGGGUAAUAGUGACGAAGAACCAGAUGAAGUACCCAUUGAAAAACAUGCCACGGAAUCCCCAGCCAAGGCUAAGCCUAAAAAGUCGAAGUCAUCGGAUGAGACUGGUGUGCAAAAAAUUAAAACUGGAGCUCUUCCAAAAGAUUUUCCAAAGGAGCAAGUGCUUAUUGUAAAAAAUUUGCCCAAAAAUUACAAACAAAUUGACAUCGUUGAGGUAUUUGCGAAGUUUGGUACCUUACAUACAAUUUAUAAUAAUCAUGGACCAGCAAGCUGUGUAGCAUAUGUUGCAUAUACAUCGCCGGAAGAAGCCGAAGCGGCCCAAGAAGCAACAGACAAAAUUGCUAAAGUAAAAGGAGCCCUUUUAAGUGUAAACAUUCAAACGCCAAAUGCGAAAAAACUUAAAAAGGCCGAACUCAAAAAUAAGAUUUCUGAAGAAAAAAAAGACACGUUCGAAGAAAACAAAAAAAAAUAUGAGGAAAGCAAGAACCGAACAGUAUAUAUCAAAUAUGUAAAACUCGGAACAACAGAAGAUCAAAUUAAGAGUCAUUUCGCCAAUUGUGGUGUCAUCGAAAGUAUUAAAGUAUUGACACGUGGUCAGAACUCUUUUAGUUAUGUUUGUUUCGAAGAUGAGGCGGCAAUUCCAAAUGCUUUAAAGCUACACAAUUCAAUACUAAAUGAGAGUAACAUUUCGGUUCUUAAGAGUGACCAACAAUUCAAAGAGAUGACUAAGGAUCCUCAACGCACAAUUCUACUUAAAAAUAAUACAAAUUUAUCGAAUUUCGAGUCCUCGAAAUUAGAGGUGAUAUUCUCAAAGUGUGGCGAAAUUGAAACCUAUUCCAUAGUGUGCAUGAAAAAUGUGUUGGCUUUUGUAACAUUCAAGGAUCAAAAAUCUGCUAAAAAAGCUUUAAAAUUGAAUGGUACCAGUGCACAAGGUAUCGAUUUAGAAAUUGAAGAGUAUAAAGUAAUUACACCCAAAUAUAAAACAACUGUAUUUGUACAGAAUGUGAGAGCAGGUGUAACCCAAGAAGAAAUUCGUGAGCUUUUUGCUUCCACAGGACCAAUUGAGAGUGUGAAUGUAUUUAACAACUUCGCCAUUGUUAAAUUCGAGGAUACUGAUAGCUUUUGCAAAGCUUUCCUCUUAAACGAGUCAUAUGUGCGCGGACAAAUCAUAUUCUUAGAACCAUAUUCGGAAAAGAAACAGGCUGUACUAAGAAAAAUACAUCAAAAGCCAGGAUUUAACCGGAAAAGACCAGCGGAUUCGCAACAAAAGGGCUUUGCUAAAAAAAGUAAACCUAAUUAACUGAACUGUUGCUGCAUACAUUUUAAUUUCUUUUCGUAUGAAAAGUAAUUUUUACAUAUAGUUUUAAAUAUAAUGUAUAAAACAAAAA
Messenger RNA from Bactrocera oleae (olive fruit fly), 2265 nucleotides. RefSeq names its product modulo (gene mod). Gene Ontology annotation, molecular function: RNA binding. NCBI's taxonomy places the organism in Eukaryota, Metazoa, Arthropoda, Insecta, Diptera, Tephritidae. The record is from RefSeq and is a predicted model, not a curated record.